Molecule: messenger RNA, 3123 nt
Organism: Malassezia sympodialis ATCC 42132
Lineage: Eukaryota; Fungi; Basidiomycota; Malasseziomycetes; Malasseziales; Malasseziaceae
Product: SAPS family protein
Cellular component (GO): cytosol; nucleus
Molecular function (GO): protein phosphatase regulator activity; protein phosphatase binding
Source: RefSeq, a predicted model, not a curated record
AUGCUCGAUUCUCGUGGAAGUGAAGCGGAGGAGAAAGUGGGUUUUAAAUAUCCUUUUAUUGCUUCAGAAAUUCUUAGUAGCGAGAUUCCUGAGGUUUCAGCAGCCAUCUUUCAGCAUGCAUCAGAAUGGUUGGAACCUUUCUGGGAUAAAUUUUUAAGCCUCGAUCCGGAAAUUUCGAGUCGUCCCAUCCCUCAUCAUGCUCACCAUCUCACCAAGGCUGCUUAUGGAUCUUCAACUGCAGAUGAUCCAGAAAACAAAGAUGAGGCCUCAGAAAAGGAAUAUUUUUCAGCAAUCACUCAUGGACCAGGAUUCACUGUACUAGCUGGAUAUUGGUCGAAGGUAAAUGUGGCUCUUAUCGAGCAUCAUCCCCAGGAGAUGCUUGCUUUUGUUAAAACUAUGCCAUCUAUUGUUGAGGGAUUAGUUUCGCACUUUGAAACACCAGCUAUUGUUGACCUUCUUUUUCGGCUCGUGCAAUGUGAAGAUACUAUUCCAGACUCAGGCAUUGUGGCUUGGUUAGCAGAUAACGACCUCAUUCCCCGCAUUGUGUCGUUGUUAUCUCCGCACGUUUCUUCUGAAAAGCAUAAAACUGCAUCAGAAUUCCUGAAGACUAUAAUUUCUUUGUCUGCACCUUCACCAUCUUCUCUAAAUCAAGUAACAAUGCAGGAUUCAUUCACCGGUCCUGGCGAGAUGCUUCUCGGCGCGGGUGGUGUGAACAACUUGUUGGUUCGGGAAAUGGCAUCAGAAGAAAAUGUAUCCAAAAUGUUAAGUUUCAUGCUGGACUAUACACCCUCUAAUUCAGGUCCGAGUGAGGAGAACAGAGGUUUGGACAUGCCGUUGCAAACGUUGCAAGAAGAUUCUGCUGUCGAAGAAGAAGAUGAGGAUGAGGAUGUUUGGGCAUUCCAAAAGACGAUGAAAGACAGACAAAACCGGCAUUUCUCUAUUUCUCGCCGUCUCUCAACCGCAGGCAAAGGCCUGCGUGACUCAACAGCCACCGUACGCCCGUCUACACUUGAUCGUCGUACCUCAAUGAAGAGCCCAUUGACUGAAGAUGCAAUAUCCUCGUCAUUUGCGAACUGUGCAGGUGUAUUUAUUGAACUGAUUCGCAAAAAUAACAGUGAUUAUUUCGAACAACAUCUAUUCCACACUCUUCGCAACUAUCUGGUUAUGCGUCAGCAGGAAUUGAGUGGUCAACAUCGACAGGAGAAAAUUUUGCAGAACUUGAACAAUGGAAGUACAGCGGACAGACCAGAAUUAUCUCUUGAUGAUCUUCCGUUUGAUGAUGAUGCAGAUGCUGAAGGUUUGGACGAAGCCAUGGAUGAAGUGGCCGAAAAAAUGGGCAUUGUCCAUCUGGGUCCCUUGCUUCGUGCUCUAGCCGAGAAGAUACCUGAACUUCAGGAAAGGAUGCGCAAUCCUAGUCAGUCUGCAUCCAUGGUUUCUACCACUUUGGGCCAGAUUGAACCGCUAACACAAAUGCGGUACUGUAUCGCGGAGUUAUACGCAGAGCUCUUGCAUUGCUCAAACAUGGCAUUACUGAAUCGUCCUCUCAAUGUUGGUCCUCGCUAUUCGCCAUCCGGUUCUUUAAUGGGUGGCUUGGAGGGACUUCAAGCGCUUGCCCGUACAUUACAGGGCGAUGAAGAAUACGACCAGCCGGAACCAUCCUCCGCGGAUGCUGAGUCGAAGUCUAACGGGGACGAUGACACUAGUGCAUACAAAAUUUCUGAUGAACAACCCGCCGUUUCUGUCUCCAAGGCACCAAGUAAUGAUUCUUAUGAGUCUGAAGAUACCACGUCUGAAGAAGAUGCUGCUAGCAUUGCAUCAGCGUUGUCAAGUAUGUCGCUGGCAGAUUUGGUAACACAAUUGUCUGCAAAGCGCCCCGUUGCUGAAGAGAGUAAUUAUGAAAUUCUUGGCAACUUUUUGAAAAAACAGUUCCUUACGUUCCAAGUUAUCCCUACGCUUAUUGAACUGUUUCUUCACUAUCCUUGGAAUAACUUCUUGCACAAUGUUGUCUAUGACAUCCUUCAGCAACUAUUUAAUGGUGACAUGGACAAUGCUAUCAAUCGCAAGUUGACCAUGUCUACCUUUGAUGAAGCCUGCCUUAUUGAGGCAAUUCUCGAAGGAGUUAGGCGUAACAACGACUCUUCACAGGGUCCGCGGCGUAUUCGCCUUGGAUAUAUGGGUCACUUAAACUUGAUUGCCGAAGAAGUCAUAAAACUUAUGGAACGCCAUUCGGAUAUACUUGGCGAAGCUAUCCACGAGCACUUCACGCCUGACUGGGAAGAGUAUCUAAAUAAUGAGCUUAAUGAGUCACGCGCGAAAGAGUCUAUGCCUCUAGCUGGCGGUCGUCCAUCCAACCCUAUGGCGGGGAUGCAGUCAUGGUCUAAUUUGGAGUCUGAUGAUUGGUAUCCUGAGAAUGACAACAACCGCACAUUUGCUCAGUAUCUUUCGUCUCAGAUGCGCACUGACAAUGAUGACCUCGAAGCUGAUGGUGACAUGUUGUCAUAUAUGAAUGAUACCAAUGCGCUCGGUCAAAUUCCUGGUGACAAUGACUGGGGACCCUUCUCCGACUCGUCGCAAUCUGCGUUCGAGUUCACGUCUACUGCAUCCGUAUCUGUAAAUGAGCCCGCACAAGAAAACCUCACGCCAGCUGACUGGGCUGCUGAAUUUCGUCGUGGCGCGGGUAUUACGGACAUGUCUAGCGAAUCUGUCGACAAUGACUCUGAUUCUGACGAUAUGGGUUUACAGGCCCGUGAUGACAUAUCUGCCGAGACUGAUUCUGAUGAAAACGUGGGGGACGAUUCACCUUUUGUCGAUCUACACAAACCUGCAGCUUUACGGCAGCGAACUCAAGCCAUGGAUUCUGUCCAGCCUGAGCGAGUUCUGGAGCCAACAGGCGACGAUUCCGAACGCUGGCCUGCAGCCUGUGCCGCUCGCCAUGUGCGGACUAAAUCUUCGGGAGGUGAAGACAAAGCUCCUGAGCUUGCCGCUGCACAGCUUCCAGAAGAUGUGGAACCCACCCAAGAGGGUCUACUCCGUCGUACGUUGGCAGAUGGAACUAGCGUGACUGUUCCAUUGGACGAUGCCGAAUUAUCUGCUUCUCACACUCUGGCACAAACCCGGUCUUAG